UGGAGCUUUUACAAACCAACACAACCGACCCAAGUCCUUCAGUCCCGGGCCGUGUGCGCAUGCAAACGCAUCGCGUUAUUAUUGAGGGAAAGGUGGGCGCAGGAAACCCGCAGUCUCCGAUGGUUCUGCUGUCUGUCAUCCAUGCGCAGAACCGAAACACAGCAACCCAGCACCUGCUAACCGAGACCACCGGGAUAUAAGAGAUACUAACACGCGGAUGGAUGGGACGAACGCUGGGAAAUGAGUUCUGGGGAAAGCAUGCAUGCUGAAAACAUUUAAACAUUUCCUGCUGACCUCGAAUAUACGGUCAUGUCUGACACCUGACAAAUCCUGCGUCCAUUUGCAACUUUCCGAAGUUCCCCGCUCCUCGGCUGGAUUCACGUUACAUCUUCGUUUCUUUCAGUUGUUCUGAGUGUAAGAAAGACGAGACGGCGACUUCAGUUGAUUAUCUGUCUUUUCUCGGUUAUCCGAUGGAUAUUCACUGUAAGGCAGACCCCUUCUCCGCCAUGCACCGGCACGGGGGAGUGAACCAGCUGGGCGGGGUGUUCGUGAACGGAAGGCCUUUACCUGACGUCGUGCGCCAGAGAAUCGUGGAGCUCGCGCAUCAAGGGGUCAGACCCUGUGACAUCUCGAGACAGCUGAGGGUCAGUCACGGCUGCGUCAGCAAGAUCCUGGGCAGAUAUUACGAGACUGGCAGCAUAAAGCCUGGAGUCAUCGGAGGAUCCAAACCCAAAGUCGCCACGCCGAAGGUGGUGGAUAAAAUAGCGGACUAUAAAAGACAGAAUCCCACCAUGUUCGCCUGGGAGAUCCGGGACAGGCUGCUGGCGGAGGGGAUCUGUGAUAAUGACACCGUCCCCAGCGUCUCCUCCAUAAACAGGAUCAUUCGGACGAAGGUUCAGCAACCGUUUCACCCCUCACCAGAUGGGACAUCUCUUUCCACCCCAGGACACACUAUAGUCCCCAGUACAGCGUCUCCUCCUGUCUCCAGUUCUUCCAAUGACCCCGUGGGCUCCUACUCCAUCAACGGCAUUCUGGGAAUCCCUCGCUCCAAUGGAGAAAAGAGGAAAAGAGAUGCUGAUGGUUCUGAGGGUUCAGCGCAGAGCAGUGAUUCUCAGGGCAGCGUGGAGAGCCUGAGGAAACAUCUGCGAGCCGAUGCCUUCACCCAGCAGCAGUUAGAGGCCCUGGACCGAGUGUUCGAGAGGCCGGCAUUCCCCGACGUCUUUCCCACUUCUGAACAUGUCAAACCGGAGCAGGCGAGUGAGUACAGCCUCCCUGCAUUAAACACAGGCCUGGACGAAGUCAAGCCCAGUUUAUCCUCCAGCACGACCUCUGACCUGGGCGCCAGCGUGUCACAGAGCUACCCUGUAGGUCGGGAUAUGGCCAACACAACCUUACCUGGAUAUCCACCUCACGUCCCACCCACCGGGCAGGGCAGCUACCCCACGUCCACACUGGCUGGAAUGGUUCCUGGGAGUGAAUUUUCAGGGAAUCCCUACAGCCAUCCACAGUACACUACCUACAAUGAAGCCUGGAGAUUCAGCAACCCAGCAAUACUGAGUUCCCCCUAUUAUUAUAGUGCAUCCAGAGGCUCCGCCCCCCCAACUGCUGCCGCUGCAUAUGACCGCCACUAGUUACCACGGAAACCAAAUUAGGCGGCACGCCCAUGGACUCGGACUUCAUAUUCUGCCAGUGUGAGCAGUGCAGCUGAUUGGACAGAGUGGUUUCAUGUGGUCACAUGAUGAAGAACAGACCAAUCAGGAACAAAAACAUCUCAACGACAAUUCAGCCAUUCACACACGUGACGAGGGAAAACUCAUAAAAAUGAACAAUAAAUGUAUAUCUCACGGACUGAGGGUAAAUAUGAUUUUUAAAACGUACAAUGGAAUUAACAUCUGCUUUUAUAAUACUUUUAUAUUUUGUCCUCUCAUUUAUAUUCAUAGGCAUUCAUACUUAAAGUGGUUCUUUUUAUUAGUUUGGAUAGACACUGCAAUGAACACUAUCGCCGUAUCACAAAUGUAAAGUCUUGUUCAUAUGUAAAAGCAUUUCAGAUGCUGUCAGUGUGCUGAUAAUGUACUUUUCAGUGUCUAUCCAAAUGUAAAAAAAAUGUCUAUGUACACUUUAUUUACGAAUACCUACAAUACGAACACAUCUGGAGAGUCUCUGACAAGGAAAACCUUCCCAACGCAUGGUAGCAGAUUCUCCUAACAGGUUUCUCUCUCAGUGUGUGUGUCUGUGGACUUCGCAAAACGAACAGUAAAACUCACACGGACUCAAAACUUGAUGCUCCACUCACUAUUACUCAAUACAGUAUGUACUCAAACUCAGCAUGGAAAUAAAAAGCAGACCUACUCCUCCCUCUCAACGCCAGCAGAAGAUUGCUAGCACACUUCUGUGAGAAACAAUCAGAUACGAACGUGAAAGAGACGAAACGGGGGACAAAUAUUUCAUCGAACAGAGAAAACUGACCUGCUGUCAAUGCUGGUACUACUGAGACCAGAUUUGAUUAUAAGUGGAAAUACUCGAAGAUGCAUUUUUUGUAUGUCGUUUUUAUAAUGACAAGGACACUACAGUAUGCAUGGAUUAUUUUCAUUCAUUAUGCAUUUUUUUAUGUGUUUAUCAUACAUCAAAUUAUGUAUCAAAUCCUCAGGAGGGAGUUGAAUUGCGACCACUGAUAUGAUAGUUUUACACCUGAUUCACUAAGGCCACGUACACACUGCAACUAAAUUCGGUUGUCAGUUCAGAUUUUAGUGCUUAAUCCUGUUCUGUACACACACUUCAGUAAAAUACGGGAGCGACAACCACAUUCUACAACCGAAUUAACUCCCGAAAAAUACAGGUAGUGACAACUGCAUUUACUGAAAUUCUAUACAGUGUUUACGGAACCGAACUGAACAACUAGUUCUUAAUGACAUUUUUUAACACGCAUUAGAGAUGCAUAUGUUCACACUGCGAGCCUUAAUGCUCAAUUCCAUUUUCUGUAUAGCUGUUUACAUUGUUGUCAUAAAUGUGGCCAAUAUCAGAUUUCCAGUGUGAACAGAUCAUGGUUCUGAACUGACCUGCAUGCGCAAAAGAACGAUACAAACGCGAUUGCCAGGUUUUUACCACAAAAUCCACUCAAUUGCUUCUCAAAACUAGUCCAAAACUAGCCCAAUCGCUUUUCGUAGGGUUAAAUAUCGCAUUAGUGCGGUUGCUUCAACCCACGGAGUUGCAAAACAAUCUGCGGCA
Molecule: messenger RNA, 3225 nt
Organism: Ctenopharyngodon idella (grass carp)
Lineage: Eukaryota; Metazoa; Chordata; Actinopteri; Cypriniformes; Xenocyprididae
Gene: pax2b
Product: paired box 2b
Exons: 10
Coding region: 471-1631 (386 amino acids)
Biological process (GO): regulation of transcription by RNA polymerase II; anatomical structure development
Molecular function (GO): DNA-binding transcription factor activity, RNA polymerase II-specific; RNA polymerase II cis-regulatory region sequence-specific DNA binding
Source: RefSeq, a predicted model, not a curated record